GGCAGCAGCCUCUUACACGCAUCACCGCCGUCUUAGGCUUUACCUCCUCCCGUUCAGGGGAAGCGUUUGCUCAUUCCGCCGUCACGCUGCCACUCUCUCCGUGGGUUGCCGGUUCCUGUCCGAUUGGUGUUUUAUGGUGACUCCUCUGGACUCCCUGUGCUCCUCCGCCUGCUGGGCCCAGCAGCUCCGCGGCUCCGCCACCAUGUCCACCCUGCCCAGCCUCAACACCCUGGGGCGCAUCUGCGGCUCCAGCCACUCCGACGACACCCUGGUGCUGGACCGGGUGAAGAGGAAGAACUCGGUGCGCCGCAUGUCCAUCAUCGAGGACGGCGAGAUCGCAGAGGUGCUCUACCUCAUCCCCAAGCAGUCCAUGAUGGAGCAGCUGCCCUUCCUCAACCCCAACGACUACAUCCUCUGUGAGAAGAUGGCCGGCAUGCCUUUUGAGCUGCCCCAAGCCUACCAGAACCACGCUGCGCCUCCUCCUCCGGCGCCUGAGAGGAGGAGGGUCCAGUGUUUCCGCUGCGGGGAGAUGUGUAAGGGGGAGGUGCUGAGGGUCCAGGCGAGACACUUCCACCUCAACUGCUUCACCUGCACAGUGUGUGGCUGUGACCUGUCCCGCGGUGGGUCCUUCCUGCGCAGCGGGGACUACCUCUGCACGCUGGACUACCAGCGUCUGCACGGGACGCGCUGCCAGGGCUGUGGGGAGUACGUGGAGGGGGAGGUGGUCACCGCCCUGGGGAAGGCCUACCACCCGGCCUGCUUCGUCUGCACCUCCUGCAGACGUCCGUUUCCCACCGGUGACCGUGUCACCUUCAACCGGAAGGAGUGUCUGUGUCAGCACUGCUGUAUCCAGCCCCACCCCUCCGUCUCCAACGACAUCUCCUUCUCCAACAAUUGUGUGGGCUGCGGGAUGGACAUAAAGAACGGCCAGGCUCUGCUAGCGCUGGAGGGCCAGUGGCACCUGGGCUGCUUCAAGUGCUCCACCUGCCACCGCCUGCUGACCGGGGAGUACAUCAGCAGAAACGGACUGCCCUACUGUGAGAGAGACUACCAGGUCCAGUUUGGGGUCCAGUGUGACGCCUGUAAUCAGUUCAUCAUGGGCAAGGUUUUAGAGGCUGGAGAUAGACACUUCCACCCAAGCUGUGCUCAAUGCUGCAGAUGUGACCUUCUCUUCAGAGAAGGAGAAGAGAUGUUCCUACAAGCCUCCGUCAUGUGGCACCCCGACUGCAGGAGCAGCAGCAGUGGAGACACCCGCUCCAGGGCGACCAGGUCUUCGACGGAGAGCCUCUCAUCCCGGCCGGGCUCCGCCGUGGCCACCUCCCCCGGUCACUGCAUCUACGCUAAAGUAGACGACCAGGUGGUUGAUUACCGAGACUUAGCCGCCCUCCCGAGAGUCAAGGCCAUCUUUGACAUCGAUAGCCCGGACUUGCUCUCCUACGGCACCUUCAAUGAGACCAAGGGCCACCAGUCCUCCAAGCAGGACCGGCCCCUCCCAGCUCAGUAUCAGCCAGCAGGAGUUCCCUCUCCUCCUCUGAAUGAGGUCUCUCCUGAGAGAGGGCGGAGGAGCAUGGGGCCGGGGUCCAUCCACCGCCACAGCUACACCCCCAGUGUGUCCCCACAGCACUUUCACCGACCAGGCGUAACUUCCUUUCUGUCAGGCUCCCGGUUCUCCUCCCCCUUUUCUGACCACUUUCUCCCUAUAAGUGCAGAACAUCAAGACAACCUGUACAUGAAGCCCCCCAUUUACAAACAGCAUGACACGCCUCCAGCUGCCUACCAGACCUCCUCCCUGCCUGGCCACGGCCGGCACAGCGGCUUCUUCUGUCAGCAGUAUGGAUAUCCAUACAACCAGUAUGGAUACGCAACGGAUGGAACUACUGGUUCCGAGCUGAGCCGACCUCCGUUCUCACAGCUGGACCGUGGUCUGUCCCUGCCCAACCUCCUGGAACACACUGUGUACCCCUAUGAAGUCCUGGCUGUCACCUCUAGAGGGCGGGCCAAACUCCCCAAGAACGUAGACAGGACAAGACUCGAGCGAUAUCUUUCUCCGGACUCCUUCUACAAAGUGUUUGAGAUGAACUUCCAGGAGUUCAACCGGCUUCCUCUGUGGAGACGCAACGACCUGAAGAAGAUAGUGAACCUCUUCUAGUCUGAGAGGCUUGUCUCAUUAACUAACUCAACGACCUGGGGAAGAUGUGAACCUCUUCUAGUCUGGAGGCUCAUCUCAUGAACCAACUCCCCCUCACCAUCGCCUUUUGGUUUCAUUGUUCCUCAACUUGAAUUUAAAUGAUUUUACCAACCAGAUAAUUCUUUGUCAUGGGUUUUGAAUGUUUAGCCUACGCUCACUUCUGUGUACUUCUGUGUCAUAAAUCCCCUCCUUGACACGAUUUCGGUAUUGAUUUCUGAUACUUUUGUAGACUUUAUGGAAUAUUAAACAAGGUAAACUAAA
This is a messenger RNA of Gadus morhua (Atlantic cod), 2449 nucleotides long. RefSeq names its product actin-binding LIM protein 1. Gene Ontology annotation, cellular component: actin cytoskeleton. Gene Ontology annotation, biological process: lamellipodium assembly; cytoskeleton organization. The record is from RefSeq and is a predicted model, not a curated record. The coding region runs from base 134 to 2149 and encodes 671 amino acids. Lineage: Eukaryota; Metazoa; Chordata; Actinopteri; Gadiformes; Gadidae. The transcript is spliced from 20 exons. Gene Ontology annotation, molecular function: actin filament binding.